CACGGCGCCUCGGAUCUCAGUGUGAGCUGUCGUCACCGCGGUCCGCAGCCUGUUCUCUACCCUGCUGAGAUCACUGCAGUUGCUGACAAUGUCAUCCAGCGUCACGACCUCUGUUAUCACCUUCAGUGAGAAACAGCCCAUGGCAGAUCCCAGCCUGGAGAUGGUCCAAUUUGGACGCUUACACAGAAAGACGAGUGUGGUGAACUACAUAUACCUGUCUGGACACGCUUCCCCCGCUGACUGCUCCUGUGCCUCCUCCCACAGACCCCGUGUGGUGAACUACAUAUACCUGUCUGGACACGCUUCCCCCGCUGACUGCUCCUGUGCCUCCUCCCACAGACCCCGUGUGGUGAACUACAUAUACCUGUCUGGACACGCUUCCCCCGCUGACUGCUCCUGUGCCUCCUCCCACAGACCCCGUGUGGUGAACUACAUAUACCUGUCUGGACACGCUUCCCCCGCUGACUGCUCCUGUGCCUCCUCCCACAGACCCCGUGUGGUGAACUACAUAUACCUGUCUGGACACGCUUCCCCCGCUGACUGCUCCUGUGCCUCCUCCCACAGACCCCGUGUGGUGAACUACAUAUACCUGUCUGGACACGCUUCCCCCGCUGACUGCUCCUGUGCCUCCUCCCACAGACCCCGUGUGGUGAACUACAUAUACCUGUCUGGACACGCUUCCCCCGCUGACUGCUCCUGUGCCUCCUCCCACAGACCCCGUGUGGUGAACUACAUAUACCUGUCUGGACACGCUUCCCCCGCUGACUGCUCCUGUGCCUCCUCCCACAGAGCCCAGUAUAAAGACAAUUGGAGGCACUGCUCCCCCCUCAGUCUCCAGGAUGUUGUGUGAUGGUCUCUUGCUGCUGACUGCUCUCUUCCAGCGAA
Hypanus sabinus (Atlantic stingray) is the source of this 885-nucleotide messenger RNA. RefSeq lists its product as uncharacterized. The record is from RefSeq and is a predicted model, not a curated record. The coding region runs from base 89 to 850 and encodes 253 amino acids. NCBI's taxonomy places the organism in Eukaryota, Metazoa, Chordata, Chondrichthyes, Myliobatiformes, Dasyatidae. The transcript has 2 exons.